AUGGAACAACACUCCAGCGAGCAACAGCAUCACAGGGGCCCACGAUCUCGUCGGCCCGGCAAGCAUCGUCUUGAGGCCUGGCUGUGGAAGGAUGUGCAUCGUCAGGUGAUUCGUAGCAUUGAUCACCCUUCUCUCGUUCCGUCGGAGGCCUCGGUUUCUAGCGCUUCACGUUGCGAACUGGUUUGCAGCUACAGCUGGGCAAUUGGCCAGGAUGAAAAGAUCCACAUACCUGGUUCCGCAGCAGUCUUUCAGAACAUUCCCUUACCGGUUACCAUCCCGAAGGAUCGAGGCACCUUUUUCGUGGACCAGAAUGCAGCACGCGUCCCCGACUUUCCGUUCGCGCCGUUGUUUCGCGCUACGGCAUCGAUGAACCCAUCGUUUCGCUUUGAUGAUAUUGAUGUCCUGGUGAACCGGAACAGCCUUAGAAAGCUCCUCGAUUUCUCUGCGGGCCGAAGUCAAGACAGCUUUCGCGUCAACCUACACCUCGUCCACCGAACUCUGGUCAUCGAGCGUUGCGAGAGGACCGCCCGCGAACUGAUCAGUGGUUCCAAGAACUCCGGGUGGGGCAGGAACUUCGAGCGCAAGUUCACGACGUACCCACCUGGUCUAGAAGACAGCGCGGCACAUCACCGGGCUCUUCGAUACCAGCUAGGUGACCUCGCAUGCGUGGUACGCUUUGAGGUGGACGCAUGCUACGAGAAGACGGGCGAGGGUAGCUGCUCCGAGCCGCUGGAAGGUGCAAUGGGGCGGCUAGCAGUAGGAGACGGUCCUGGGGAGGUCGCUGCUAGCCCCAAAUUGCCAACGCAACCGUCGAUGGCUCAAGCGACGGCGGCAGAAAUCAAGACGGCAAUCAAGCCUAAGAGCCCAAGCGCGUACAUGCCACAGCUCUGGUUUGGCAGGACGCCUUGGCUUAUCAUCGGGCAGCACGCCAAUGGAACCUUUGAGCAGCUGAAGAUCACCCAUGUUGCAGCUCGGUUUACAAACUGGGAGGAGAGACACCAGGCCGACCUCCGCAAGUUGGUCACUGUCUUGGCCCAUUUACGCCAGGCUGUCGAAGAGCACGGAGGCAGACACUGCGUCGCGAUAUAUGAGAAAACGGCAAAGACUCCAGAGAUCAAAGUGUACUCUUCAUGUGUUGUUAAACAGGCCGUGCCGGACGAUUUGAGGCGCAAGCUCUGGAAGUCACAAAUCAAUGGCCCGCCCACGCUUUGA
Molecule: messenger RNA, 1212 nt
Organism: Colletotrichum tamarilloi
Lineage: Eukaryota; Fungi; Ascomycota; Sordariomycetes; Glomerellales; Glomerellaceae
Exons: 2
Coding region: 1-1212 (403 amino acids)
Source: RefSeq, a predicted model, not a curated record